Messenger RNA from Xenopus tropicalis (tropical clawed frog), 2607 nucleotides. It is a transcript of the gene gprc5cl1, whose product is annotated as G protein-coupled receptor class C group 5 member C like gene 1. Gene Ontology annotation, biological process: G protein-coupled receptor signaling pathway. Gene Ontology annotation, cellular component: membrane. NCBI's taxonomy places the organism in Eukaryota, Metazoa, Chordata, Amphibia, Anura, Pipidae. The record is from RefSeq and is marked provisional. Gene Ontology annotation, molecular function: G protein-coupled receptor activity.
UUGUGCCUGUCCCACAGCGACUGAGCGCACUUCCAUUGCACACAAGCCUUCCCUAGUAACCCACAGGGCUUGGAUUAGCCUACGCUUCACCGGGAAAAAACUUACUGGAGAGCUCACUUGUCAGAAUAAAGCAUCAAACCAGACAAUAGAGGGACAUUGAAUAAUCUCCAAGCAACAAGCUUAUUAUAAAUAGGCAACAUAUCUACUUCCCCAUUCACCCAGAAUAGAUACUUUUUGAUUUUAGAGGACAUUUCAAAGUCAUAACCUUCUAUGGCAUCAUCAACAGGUCCAGCCUGGUGUUUUUUUACCUUUAUAUGGCUGCUAUCCCGUUUCUGCCAGUUGGCCCAUGCUCAAACUACAGCAGUCCCAUCUGGAUGUGGGGCGGGUAUAAAUUCACUAUACUAUUACUUAUGUGACCUUAACGCUGCCUGGGGCAUUGUGCUGCAAGCAAUAACCAGUGCGGGUAUAGUGUCUACUUUCAUCCUCACCAUUGUCCUAGUAGCCAGCACUCCAUUUAUCCAGAAUAAGAAAAAGAAAAGCCUAUUAGGAACCCAAGUCUUCUUCCUUCUGGGCACCCUUGGCAUCUUUGGUCUUGUUUUUGAUAUGGUUGUUAAGAAAGACUUUGCUACUUGUGCAUCAAGAAGAUUUCUUUUUGGACUGUUGUUUGCCAUCUGCUUUGCCUGCUUGUGGGUGCAUGGAGUCAGUCUCAACUACCUCAUAAGAAGAAACACUCAGCCCAGUGGCUGGUGGAUCUUUGGCCUAGCUGUGUGUCUUUCUCUUGUCGAGGCUAUCAUUAAUACAGAGUGGCUCAUCAUCACCAUUGUGAAGACAGCAAACCCUCCAGCUGACCCUUGCUUAAUUGGCAAUGCCGAUUUUGUAAUGGCCCUAAUAUAUGUUAUGUUCCUUAUCCUUGCAGGAUUUAUAACAGCCUGGCCAGCCCUAUGUGGUCGAUAUGGCCAUUGGAGAAAGCAUGCAAUUUUUAUUCUGUUAACAUUAUUCUUAUCAAUUUCUAUCUGGAUUGUCUGGAUUGUUAUGUAUGUCUAUGGCAAUGUGCAAGUUGGCAACCCCCUGUACUGGGAUGACCCCACACUUGCUAUUGCUUUGGUCUCCAAUGGUUGGGCUUUCAUCUUCUUCUACAUCAUCCCUGAGAUCUCCCAGCUGACCAAACCAACCCUGGAGCAGACUUUUGAGGAAGAACCUUACCCAAUAAGAGGGGUGGGUUAUGAAACCAUUUUAAAGGAACAGAGUACCCAGAGAAUGUAUGUGGAAAACAAAGCAUUCUCCAUGGAUGAGCCACCUUCUGCCAAGAAGCCGGUUUCCCCUUACAGUGGAUACAAUGGCCAAACAGGGAAAAGUGUCUAUCAGCCAACAGAAAUGGCCCUGAUGAACAAGACUCUUCCAGAGCGGUCGUAUGAUGUUGUCAUUCCCCGGGCCACCGCUAACCCACCCCCAGUGGCCAGCAGUAACUCCACAUUAAGGGCAGAUGAUGCAUAUGCUGUACAGAACUUCCACAUUGCAAAUCCUACAGCCCAUAACAUGCAGUCGCAGUCCCCAUACAAUCGAUGGUGAGGUGGAACCACUACAACCUCUACUGGGACCCAGGCUGGAUCUCUUUCCGUUCUGCCUGCAAGCACACAAUUCUGAUCUAUUCAUGGACCUCAUGGGAGAAUUUUUCUUCCUUUAUGGGAUGUUGCCUUAUUUGACAUAAGCAUUUAAUCAGACCAAAAAUGUGCAUGUAUGCUCCCUUACUUUUUCUUUGAAUAUAAGCGACAAACAAUGGUUCAUAUACCAUUAAGUAUUCACGUAGUGCACAGUUGAACGAGUUCUAAAAAGUAAUAGAAGUGUAAACUAGCAAACCUUCUAGAAGGUUGAUAGUUAAAAUGGGGCACUUACCACUUGUGCAGCAUCAUUCAACAUGCCCAGAAGAAUGUAAGCAAUUGUGACUGUAGUUUGGGAUACAGUUGCCUUGACUACAUAUAGAGCAAUACAUAAAUAUUUAUCAUCCCGUUUACUUAUUUGUUGCUUUUCCUGUACUCAAAAUGGUACCAGCCUCAGGCAGAUGUGGGGACAGAUCAUUAUGGGGUCACUUACUGGUGGGGGUCAUUGCGGUUUUUAUGCAACCGCAAGCAGUUUGGUGCUUUUUUGCACAGCAGUCUAUUAAUGGAUCGCAAAACAGAACUUUUUCUGCCCCUUUGGUGGUAAAAGUUGAAAGCUGCAAGCCAGUUCUACUGAGUGCCUUUUAACAAGCCAUCCUUAUUGGUAUAGUCCAAAUAUUUCACCUUUGGGCACCGUGUCGGUGCAGAUAUGCAUCAUGUUAAAACUCUAUUUUGUUUGUGUAUAUAGUAAUUUACACAAUAUCCUGUAUACAUUUAAAGAGUGUUAUUUUUACACUAUGAUGUGUGUAAAUAGGUGUGAGUGUGUGUGAAUGUGGGGUAUUAAGUUGCCCGAUAAGUUUCCUGUGAUAUCAAACCCCUGCACUGGUCUCGAAGCGAAAAUGGAGUGUAAUUUAAAUCUUCUAGGAACAUUAAUGACUGUCCUAACUUGAAUGUGUUCUUAUGACUUUCUGUUCUUUAUGUAAAUGAAAUAAAACAUUUAUUUAACUGAAAA